GCCUGGCCGCAGUUCCCAGCCGCGAGUUGGGACGCGGAGUCGGAGGAGUCAGAGGAGUCAGAAGCGCACAACCGGGCACGAUGGCUGCGUGGAGCGAGCGGCUGGCCGGCGUGCGCGGGGUGCUGCUCGACAUCUCGGGCGUCCUGCUCGAUGGCGGCAAGGAUGGCGGCGUGCCCAUCCCUGGCUCGGUGGAGGCGCUGGCGAGACUGAAGCGGUCCCAGCUGAAGGUGAGGUUCUGCACCAACGAGUCCCAGGUGUCGCGGAAGGACCUGGUGGGGCUCCUGCGGCACAUGGGUUUCGACAUCUCUGAGGGCGAGGUGACCUCCCCGGCGCCGGCCGCCUGUCUGGUCCUGAAGGAGCGAGGCCUGCGGCCACACCUGCUCGUCUCUGACGGAGUCCGCUCAGAAUUUCACCGGAUCGACACGUCCAAGCCGAACUGUGUCGUCAUUGCAGACGCAGGAGAAAGCUUCUCUUACCAGAACGUGAAUAAAGCCUUCCAGGUCCUCAUGGAGCUGGAAAACCCCGUGCUCAUAUCUCUGGGGAAAGGGCGUUACUACAAGCAGACCUCGGGCCUGAUGCUGGAUGUCGGUGCCUACAUGAAGGCGCUCGAGUAUGCUUGUGGCAUCGAAGCCCAGGUGGUGGGCAAGCCUGCUCCCGAGUUUUUCCAGUCCGCCCUGCGGGAGAUGGGCUUGGAGGCUCACGAGGCCAUCAUGAUUGGAGACGACAUCGUGGGUGACGUCGGCGGUGCCCAGAGCUGUGGGAUGAGAGCCGUGCAGGUGCGGACGGGGAAGUUCAGGCCCAGUGACGAGCACCACCCGGAAGUGAAGGCUGACGGGUACGUGGACAACCUGGCAGAGGCCGUGGACCUACUGCUGCAGCACACGCACAAGUGACGAGCCUUGUGGGGCGGCCCCAGCCUCACACCGCCCCCCGACCCCGUGCCCGGACCACCCGAGGCCCUGCCCUCUGCCCUCCGCCCUGGACAGGCAGGCGAGAGGUUCCCAGCCAGGCUCCCCUGAGCUGCCCACUUCCUUCCUCAGUCUCCCUCUGCUUCCCCCUGCCGCCUUCUGGGAUGGGCUGUCCCCUAGUGAGGCUAGAGGAUGGGACAGACCUGUCUGGGUGUGGUCUGGACGUGCCCUGGGGGCACCCCGAAUCCCAGACCCAUUAAUUCUCCGGCUGUAUCUGGUCCUGUAAGCCCUCCACCACCUAACUGGACUUGGGGGCACUCCCCCUCUGCCACUCUGCCAACAUUCUCUACACGUGAGCGAGAGCGAGGAGCCUAGAGAAGGCAGGGGCCUCCUGUAAGGUCCACACAGCACAGGGCUGAGCCUGCCCCUCUGGGACGCCCCCCUCCCCAGCAACCCCCACCCACCUCCCAGCCCCCUCCUGGAGUCGGAGUGGCCACUUAGCACCAUGCCCCCCACCAGCCGUGACAGCCCUUGCCUUUCCUACCCCACAAGUCACCUUGGAGCCAGAGGCUGGGCCGGGAGCCUCCAGAGCAGGCAUGUAACCACCGG
Suricata suricatta (meerkat) is the source of this 1517-nucleotide messenger RNA. It is a transcript of the gene LHPP, whose product is annotated as phospholysine phosphohistidine inorganic pyrophosphate phosphatase. Gene Ontology annotation, biological process: dephosphorylation. Lineage: Eukaryota; Metazoa; Chordata; Mammalia; Carnivora; Herpestidae. Bases 81 to 893 code for a protein of 270 amino acids. The transcript is spliced from 7 exons. Gene Ontology annotation, molecular function: phosphatase activity; inorganic diphosphate phosphatase activity. The record is from RefSeq and is a predicted model, not a curated record. Gene Ontology annotation, cellular component: cytosol.